UAUGCCUGGAGGCAAUGAGAAGGUUUUUGUUACUCUAUGCUACACAGCGUGGACAGGCAAAGGCCAUUGCAGAAGAAAUCUGUGAAAAGGCCGUUACACAUGGAUUUUCUGCAGAUCUUCACUGUAUUAGUGAAUUGGAUAAGUACAAUCUAAAAAAUGAAACAGCACCUCUUGUGGUGGUGGUUUCUACCACAGGCACCGGAGACCCACCUGACACAGCCCGCAAGUUCGUGAAAGAAAUACAGGACAAAACGCUGCCGGUUGAUUUCUUUGCUCAACUGCGGUAUGCAUUAUUAGGUCUGGGUGAUUCAGAAUACAUGUACUUCUGUAACGGGGGGAAGGUCAUUGAUAAACGACUUCAGGAGCUUGGUGCCCGGCAUUUCUAUGACACUGGACACGCGGAUGAUUGCGUAGGUUUAGAACUUGUGGUUGAUCCGUGGAUUAAUGGGCUCUGGGCUGCCCUCACGAAACAUUUUAUGUCAAGUAGAAGAAAAGGAAAGAUGAAUGAAACUCUCAACACAGCAUUGACUGCCUCCCAGAGGACAGACCUUGUGAAACCGGAAUUAAUAUACAUCAAAUCACAAAUUGAACUUCUCAGAUUAGAUGACUCGGGAAGAAAGGAUUCUGAGGUUUUGGAACAAAAUGCAGUGAACAUAGGUCAAUCCAGUGCUUUGAUAGCAGAGUUUGAGUCCUCACUUACCCAUUCAGUACCCCCACUUUCCCAAGCCACUCUGAAUAUUCCUGCUUUACCACCAGAAUAUUUACAGGUGGAUUUGCAUGAAUCUCUUAAUCAGGAGGAAAGCCAAGCAUCUGUGACUUCAGUGGAUCCAGUUUUUCAAGUUCCAAUUUCAAAGGCAGUUCAGCUGACUACAAAUGAUGCCAUAAAAACCACUCUUCUGGUAGAAUUGGACAUUUCAAAAACAGAUUUUUUCUAUCAGCCUGGAGAUGCCUUCAACGUGAUCUGUCCCAACAGUGACUCUGAGGUGCAAAGCUUACUUCAAAGACUGCAGCUCAUAGACCAAAGGGAACACCAUGUCCUCUUGAAAAUUAAAGCUGACACCAAGAAGAAAGGAGCAGCCUUGCCCCAGCAUGUACCAAAGAGAUGUUCUCUCCAGUUCAUUCUUACCUGGUGCCUCGAAAUACGAGCAGUUCCUAGAAAGGCAUUUUUGCGAGCCCUUGUGGACUAUACCAGUGAUGGUGCGGAAAAGCGAAGGCUGCAGGAGCUGUGCAGCAAGCAGGGAGCAGCUGAUUAUAACCGUUUUGUAAGAGAUGCCUGUGCCAGCUUGUUAGACCUCCUGCUGGCUUUCCCGUCCUGCCAGCCUCCGCUCAGCCUCCUGCUUGAACAUCUUCCUAAGCUCCAGCCCAGACCAUAUUCUUGUGCAAGCUCAAGUCUGUCUCACCCAGGGAAGCUCCACUUUGUUUUUAACAUCGUGGAGUUUCUGUCCAGUGACACAUCAGUGGUUCUGCGGAGAGGCGUGUGCACAGGCUGGCUGGCCACGUUGGUUGAGUCAAUUCUUCAGCCGAACAUGCGUGCAUCCCACGCGGAUGGCGGGAAAGCCCUGGCUCCAGAGAUACCCAUCUCUCCUCGGAUAACAAACUCUUUCCACUUACCAGAUGACCCCUCAGCCCCUGUCAUCAUGGUGGGUCCAGGAACUGGCAUAGCGCCCUUCAUUGGUUUCCUGCAGCACAGAGAGAAGCUCCAAGAACAACAUCCAGAUGGACACUUUGGGGUGAUGUGGUUGUUUUUUGGCUGUCGACAUCAGGAUAGGGAUUAUUUAUUCAGAGAAGAGCUCAGACAUUUCCAUAAGCAUAGAAUCCUGACUCACCUGAAGGUUUCCUUCUCAAGAGAUGCUCCUGUCGGGGAGGAGGAAGCCCCAGUGAAGUAUGUUCAAGACAGCAUCCGGCUUCACAGCAAGCAGGUGGCCAGGCUCCUUCUUUAUGAGAACGGUUACAUUUAUGUGUGUGGAGACGCCAAGAAUAUGGCCAGGGAAGUAAAUGAUACCCUUGUGGAAAUAAUCAGCAGAGAGGUUGGAGUUGAUAAGCUGGAAGCAAUGAAAACUUUGGCUACUUUAAAAGAAGAAAAACGCUAUCUUCAGGAUAUUUGGUCAUAAAAUCAGAAAAUGAGAAUUAAGGGUUUUUUGGGCUUAAAGUACUAACAGACAACUUCAUUGAAGCGAAACUUUCCAUUUUAAAAUUUUAAAAAAUUUUAAACUUUUUUUAGAGGAGGUAGGUUGAGAGUGGAUCACUUACUUAUAGCUAACUCAGGUUUGGUUUUCUGUAUCCCCCCGGCCCCUCCCCAAACCAGCCUGUGGCUCAGCUGCUGGGCCGCCUGAGCUGAUUGGCAGCCCUCCCUCCUCCAGCUCCUCCGGGGUCACUUCUGUAUUGUGGGGAACUUCACAGAGAGCUUGACCAGAACGCGUGCCGGGGCUCCCAAUAUAGGAUGUGGGCACUAGCGUGCCCCAGGCAGAUAGUUAAAUCUGGGAGCUCAUGUUGCCAUUUUUUUUAAAUAAUGUAAAAAUAAUUUAUCCUUACACAGAAAUAUCCUGUAAAGGAUAUAAGUUAAAGUUACACAUGUAUUACAUGUUUAUAUCACUCA
Messenger RNA from Molossus molossus (Pallas's mastiff bat), 2596 nucleotides. RefSeq names its product 5-methyltetrahydrofolate-homocysteine methyltransferase reductase (gene MTRR). Bases 15 to 2111 code for a protein of 698 amino acids. Gene Ontology annotation, cellular component: cytosol. The record is from RefSeq and is a predicted model, not a curated record. The transcript has 14 exons. Gene Ontology annotation, molecular function: flavin adenine dinucleotide binding; FMN binding; [methionine synthase] reductase (NADPH) activity. Gene Ontology annotation, biological process: homocysteine metabolic process. NCBI's taxonomy places the organism in Eukaryota, Metazoa, Chordata, Mammalia, Chiroptera, Molossidae.